CCGGGCACCCGGUUGUCCUCUACAAGACAAUAACCUUCUUGGUUCCAGCUGUAUCAUCGGCGGACUUUGCAGGAAAGAGGGUCUUGAAGUGAAAGCUGCCUUCAAUACACCUCAACCUCGUGAUAUCAUGAAUCCUUCAAGAGGCCGCGGGCUGGGUCAACGAAGUCCUCAUGUCCUGGUAACCGACUCUCGCGACCAACAGACAUCCUCGCAACCCCGCCGCCGGCGCUCGCCCGCAACCCGCUUCAUCACCGUCGACAACGUCCUUCAAUACACCUCCGAUGUGCCCUCCAUGCAGCAACGGCAUCCGCCUCAGGGCACCCGGACGCGGCCGCGCUCUCGUAUCGCAUCGGCCGCCGGCGGGCUGAUCGGGGCCGCGGCCGGCGGAGCGGCCUCCUCCAGUGGGGGUAGCAUCGGCGCAGCCAGCGGCAGCACCGCAGCGGCAACGAUUCGACGUCUCGCGGCCCAACCGCGCCUUCCACCUCGUACUACCAAGGUCAGUGAGAAGCUCGUUCUGCUUCCCGAAGCGGACGGGAAGUUACCUGAGGACGACGAAGGCGAAGAAGAGGAUGAAGAGGCCGUAGAUGAAGAGUUCGUGCAGCGCGUCGCCAAGGAUAAAAACCUGGACCCCGAGGCUGUGCGGCAAACCCUACUGGCGCAGAAGAAGAUGCGCCUGGAUGGGGCAGACUUUGGCGUGGACAACGAUAUCGCGCCACUGCUAGCGGAUGAGGAACUGCUGCGUAAGCGGAAGGUCGCGCCGGAGAAGGCGAAAAGUUAUGCGGAGCGCCUGCCCAAGGCGCGCCGGGCCGAGAAGUUGGCGCGCGUGACGGCGUACUGCACCGCGCAGGCGUACAAGAUGAGCUCGUUGGCGUCUUUUGUGAAGGAGAGACAUGGUGGCCGCACGAAGCUGUAUGAUGACUGUCUGUACACGGCGUAUCAUCUGCCGCUGUUGCCGGGGCUGGAUGGGUACAGGUUGAGGAGUAGCCCCAUGGUAAAGAAGCCGGGAGGGAAGUCGAUCUUGGACGAGGAGAUCGAGCGCAAUGAGCUGCGGGACCAUCAUGAGGAUUACCUGGUGGAUGCGGAGGAACAUUCGGUCAUUGGAGGACGCCAUGAGCACAGGUCCUCACAUCAGCAGCACAGUGAGGCACCUAGAGACAGGGAUGAGGAAGGGCACCACCAGCAGGAGGAACACGAAGAAGAGGAGCAUCGAUCCGUACCUGGCUCUGAGGCGCAACCUUUCGUAGGUGGCAUUGAUGGUUCUGGUAAUCAUCAUGGCUCGGCAGACGCUGCGGCGGCGACACCAACCGCAACACGUCUGCCGUACAAUGUUGCAGAAAUGUUCGUUUUCAGCUACGGAGUGGUGGUGUUCUGGAACUUCACCGAGAAACAGGAGAAGGAUUUACUUGCUGAUUUGGCGUUUGCGACUUCGUCCGCGACCGGGACACCAAUCCCGCUGGCUACUUUGCCCUUGCAGGAGGAAGACUUCGAGACGGAGGAGUUUCAUUUCGAGUACUCGACGGAGAUCUCUCGCCCGCGCGUCUACAAUGAUAUGAUCACUCUGCGUAGCGGUGACCACAUGAUCAAAUUGGCUAUCAGCCACGGCAUCGCGCAAAGCACCAAACUCUGCUUCUUUGAAGAAGUCAUGGCUCGACAGAUGGCUGAGGCUAAGGAUGUCCCUCGCCGACUGGCCAUGACAGGCAAUCUCGGCAUGAAACGAGACGAAGUGUUUCGCAUCCUCGGUAGUCUUUUUAAAAGCCGCGUGGAGGUCAAUCUCUCAUCCAACGUCCUUGAUGUUCCCAAUUUCUUCUGGGAAAGCGAACCGACCCUAUAUCCCCUUUACAUUGCCGUGCGCGAGUACCUCGAGAUCAAGCCUCGGAUUCAAGUCCUCAAUGAACGCUGUAAAGUCUUCUUAGAUCUGGCGGAGAUCCUGUCCGACUCCAUAGCCGACAACAAAACCUCCCAUCAAACAUGGAUUAUCAUCGUCCUCAUCUGCGUUUCCAUCCUGGUCACCACCUUUGAAGUUUUCCUCCGGUUCGGCCUCCUCUCCUCCCGCGAAGGAGGUGCCUCGACGGCAGCUACCGCCCCUAUCAGCUCCUUCGCAGCCACGGUCCUAGCCCGGGCCCUAGGCAGCAGUAGCAGUAACAACUCGGCCUGCGCAUGUUCAUGUCCUGCUCAAUUACCAGGCAACGGGAUGACGAACACAACAUCUCGAACAAUAGGAAUGCUGUCUUAGAAAAGCAACCCUUUUCUGAUCUCCGAUU
Molecule: messenger RNA, 2261 nt
Organism: Aspergillus saccharolyticus JOP 1030-1
Lineage: Eukaryota; Fungi; Ascomycota; Eurotiomycetes; Eurotiales; Aspergillaceae
Product: RMD1 family protein
Exons: 4
Coding region: 128-2233 (701 amino acids)
Source: RefSeq, a predicted model, not a curated record